Molecule: messenger RNA, 687 nt
Organism: Notechis scutatus (mainland tiger snake)
Lineage: Eukaryota; Metazoa; Chordata; Lepidosauria; Squamata; Elapidae
Source: RefSeq, a predicted model, not a curated record
AUGGAUUGGCAGCUUUGGGGACUGGCUUUCUAUCUCCACGUGGCUUUCUCAGCUUCUUGGGACUGUGUGUCUCGGUGUUCCCUGUGUCUUCUUCACAACCAGGAUGGAGAGAAGCCCAUUAACCCUCUACACUGUGCUUUGGGGUGCCAAAGUAUCUCGGUGUCCAGUGUGGAGUGGCAGAGAUGCGAGCGAGUCCUCGCAGUCUUAACCUCCUUUCCAAUGGAGGAAGAGGAGGAGGCUGCUGGCAGAUCCCAGCGUAUCCUCACCCAAGGAGAUGCCAGUCGGUCCUACGGAGGCUUCCUCCAGAAGAUGGCAGAGAGGGCAGAGCCGGAACCGAAAGACGACGAAGACGACCUGGAGACGCUCGAAAUUCGGGACCUGGUCUCCCACAGAGCGGAAGAGGAACCCGAUCUGGCCUCCCUCAAGGUGGAGAGGAAGCGCUACGGGGGCUUCCUUCGCAGGUUCCCCAAGAGGGGCUCCGGGGUGGCGGGCACCGAGGAAGAGGAGGAUGGGGGAGACCUGGAGGACCUACACAAACGUUACGGGGGCUUCAUGCGCAGGAUCCGUCCCAAACUCAAGUGGGACAAGCAGAAGCGCUACGGUGGGUUCCUGCGCCGUCAGUUCAAGGUGACCACGCGGUCAAAGGAAGGGCCCAAGGCCGCCUCUGUGGAGGUUGUUGACCUAUAG